AUGCUGGAAACUCUCAAGGAUGCAGAGAAGGCACUGAUAAAGAUGAAGCUCGGAUUGAGGAAGCAUGCAACACAAUGUCAGAAAACUCAUGCAACAGUUCAUGACUACGUCGAUGCAACACUGAGUAAUGAGUUCAACAUUGAAUCAGGGGGAGAAAUUGAGGGAGAUCUUGAUUCAGAAGAUAAGGAAGAACAAGACUUAGAGGAUGAGGAAGAACAAGACUUAGAGGAUGAGGAAGAACAAGACUUAGAGGAAGAGGAUGAAGAAGAUGCUGAGGUGCCUAAGAAGGCCAAACUGUCACCUAAGAAGAUUGAACCAUCAAAGAAGUCAGGAACAAUCAGAAAAACUAGAAGAGUCAGGAGUCCCUUAGAUGACUCAUCAUUUCGAUUCUUAUAUUCACUUGACUGA
Molecule: messenger RNA, 408 nt
Organism: Tarenaya hassleriana
Lineage: Eukaryota; Viridiplantae; Streptophyta; Magnoliopsida; Brassicales; Cleomaceae
Product: glutamic acid-rich protein-like
Exons: 2
Coding region: 1-408 (135 amino acids)
Source: RefSeq, a predicted model, not a curated record